Molecule: messenger RNA, 2306 nt
Organism: Toxotes jaculatrix (banded archerfish)
Lineage: Eukaryota; Metazoa; Chordata; Actinopteri; Toxotidae
Gene: actr10
Product: actin related protein 10
Exons: 13
Coding region: 106-1359 (417 amino acids)
Biological process (GO): retrograde axonal transport of mitochondrion
Source: RefSeq, a predicted model, not a curated record
CCCAACCCAACCGGAAGACAACAGAUUUCUGAUGCGAUGCAGGCUUGCGACUGUCAGCCUUAGUUGUAUACAGUAUUUUCGCUCAAAGGCGAACACAUUAAUAAAAUGCCCUUAUUUGAUGGGUUGGGAAGUGGAGGAGAGAAGACUGCUAUCGUCAUUGACUUAGGAGCAGCAUACACAAAAUGUGGCUUUGCAGGGGAAACGGGGCCCAGGUUCAUAAUUCCGAGCGAGAUCCGGAAACCAGGACAGCAACAGGCCACCAAAGUGGUUCAGUACAACAUCAACACAGAAGAACUUUAUGUCAUACUCAAAGAGUUUAUCCACAUACUGUACUUCAGACACCUGCUGGUGAACCCUCGCGACAGAAGAGUGGUCAUCAUCGAGUCCAUCCUCUGCCCUUCUCACUUCAGGGAGACUCUCACCAAGGUUUUCUUCAAACAGUUUGAGGUGCCCUCUGUGUUGUUUGCCCCAAGUCACCUCAUGGCCAUCAUGACUUUGGGCAUCAACUCUGCCUUGGUGAUGGACUGUGGCUACACAGAGACACUGGUGCUGCCUGUCUAUGAGUGUACUCCUAUUCUGCCAGCUUGGGAGGCUUUGCCUUUGGGAGGGAAAGCCAUCCAUAAAGAGUUAGAUGGACUUCUUGUGGAACAGUGCACUGUGGACACAGACACCACCACUGGGCAGAGUGUACCAGCUGUCAUUGGGACCAUCCCAGAGGAGACUGUGGAGGACAUCAAGGUCAGAACAUGUUUCGUCAGUGACCUGCAGAGAGGCUUCAAGAUCCAAGAAGCCAAAUUUAACCUGGAUGGUACAGCAGAGCGUCCAGCCCCUCCUCCAGAUGUUGAUUAUCCUCUGGAUGGGGAGAAAAUCUUGCACGUCAAAGGAUCAAUCAGGGACUCUGUGAUGGAGAUGCUGUUUGAACAGGACAACGAGGAGAAGAGUGUGGCCUCUCUGAUACUUGAUGCUCUGGUCAAGUGCCCCAUCGAUACCCGCAAAGUGCUCUCUGAGAACCUGGUGGUGAUCGGGGGUACGGCCAUGUUGCCGGGCUUCCUGCACCGUCUUCUGGCGGAGAUACGCCUCCUGGUGGAGAAACCCAAGUACAGCAACGUGUUGGCAAGCAAGAGCUUCCGCAUACACGCUCCACCUGCCAAGCCCAACUGCACCGCCUGGCUCGGAGGUGCUAUCUUCGGGGCCCUUCAGGACAUCCUGGGCAGCAGGUCGGUGUCACGGGACUACUACAACCAGACCGGUCGCAUCCCAGACUGGUGCUGCUUGAGCUCCCCUCCUCCUGAGUCUCUGUAUGAAGCAGGAAAGACCCCUCCUCCACUCAUGAAGAGAGCCUUGUCCACAGAGAAGUAGAACAUGCUGUAACACAGUGGAAAUAAUGUGCUCUCCUUCUACCUGAUAGAACAGUUCAGUAAUCUCUCGUCUCAGCAUCUCAACACAUAUCUUGUUAAUGUGUUAACUACACAGCUCUAGAUGUUUUUCAUGUCUAGUAGUCACACCUAAGGUUCUGUAUGCAUUGAUUGUGGACUGUUUGGUGAUCAGGUGAGCAACAAGACGGAACAGAUAUUGGGAUUUUAGCCGAUUACAUUGAUAUUCUACAAGGAUUAGAGUGUUAAAAUUUCUAAUUGUUUCUGUGCUACGUGCGGCCAUGUCCUCUGCUGAAGUCUCAUUGAACAAGGCACCGGAUCCAUACGUGCUUACUGUCACCUUCACUCCAGUUUGUUCUGGUUUUCGUUGGAAAAUAUACAGUAUUCAGCAGAAAUGUUUUGGAUGACUACCAAGUCAGGUUUUACUCAUCCAUUUGUCAGCACAAUAACAGAAAAUGAAAACGAUGACAUUAUUUCAAUGGAACGUAUGAAAAAAUGUGGAAAUCAGCUUGUCAGCAAUGUCCCAUGAAGCUUUUCCCAAAAAAAAGGAAAACUUUGAUUUAUUUAUUAUUUGUACUUAGCUAUGUAAAAUUCUUUCAAACGCAUUAAAGGCCCUGCACACUCUCACAGGUGUUCUCACUUAUCCAUGCUAAUUAGCAUCUUGUCGGAUUAAAGUUGAGGUGAAGAGAACAAAGGUUGUAAAUUGUCCUGCUCUGAUCAGGGGUUCAGGGGGAUUGCCAGUUAUUAUGUUAACACAACCGCACAGUCCCGAGAAGAGGUCUAAUCAAGCUAAAUAAUUGAAGGCGCUCGUGUGUGUAUGCGUGUGUGUCGACCAUUGUUGUGUACAGGCUUUAAAACACGUUUCACACAAUCUUGCUCUGUAACCAUCAGUUUCAUCUGUUGUAACAAAUAAAUAUUCAGGAUUAAAUCAGA